AUGAGGGGGUUUGAUGGAUCCAGUGAAGCGAAAGAGGAUGCAAUCCACGAACCAGAGAAUAAAGAGCUCCAGAGACUCAAGCAAGAAAAUAUGAGACUCACCGGAGAGAUAGUGAUAUUACGGCAGAACAUGAUUGCAUUGGAAAAGCAGAACUUUGCAAUGAAAGAGCAGAAGAGCCGAGAAGCCUUGGAUGGUCUUCGGAAGACAGAGAAGCUAAAAAAGGAAGUAGAUGUCCUUAGGAUUGAAAGCCGAAUAAGGGAGAAUCAGUCCAGGGUGUUUAAAAAACAGAAAGGUAAUGCAGAAAUUGACAUAAAGUGGGCACUCUCAAAGUCAAACUGUGGAAUAGGCUUCACUUUAUUUCCAUUUGAGUUUAACAGGCUCAAGUUCCUAAAAGACUUCUUUUAUUCCGAUUUCUGCCAGUUAGACUCCUCAUCUGUGAUCAAAGAAAUGAGCAAAAAAAUAUCAAGAUUCAAAGAGUUUCUAGACUUCUACAUACUGUUUAGCUGUAAGGCAGAUGUCUUCAGGAAAUUUUUCUGUAUGGUGCUCAUGAACCCGCUGUUUCCGGAAGAAAAAGUGAAGCUAUUCAAUACUUUGCCAUUGGACUGGAUACUUAACUUCAAUGACGAGGAGGUCAUUUCUCUUGUCAAGGAAUACAUAGAUAGAAACUACAAGCAGAUGGCUCUCUUUUUGGGAAGAGUGGUCAGAGAAAGACCAUUUCUUCUGAAUAUUCUUGUUAGUAGAGAAAUGUUUACAGAGCUGGCUAAAAUCGAUUCAAAAGCUGAAAAAAGACUUGUAUCUGAAAUAUGUAAGAAGGGAGGCUUGUCUCUUAUUGACUACACAAACAUCCAUUACAUUCCACAAGAAGAUCUGAAGGCUCUCUACAAGGAUCUAUACUUUGAGGUUUAUCUUGAUUCCUGA
This is a messenger RNA of Encephalitozoon romaleae SJ-2008, 918 nucleotides long. RefSeq lists its product as hypothetical. The coding region runs from base 1 to 918 and encodes 305 amino acids. The record is from RefSeq and is a predicted model, not a curated record. The transcript has a single exon. Lineage: Eukaryota; Fungi; Microsporidia; Unikaryonidae.